Molecule: messenger RNA, 2916 nt
Organism: Phialemonium atrogriseum
Lineage: Eukaryota; Fungi; Ascomycota; Sordariomycetes; Cephalothecales; Cephalothecaceae
Exons: 4
Coding region: 1-2916 (971 amino acids)
Biological process (GO): ubiquitin-dependent endocytosis
Cellular component (GO): cytoplasm; cytosol
Molecular function (GO): protein-macromolecule adaptor activity; ubiquitin protein ligase binding
Source: RefSeq, a predicted model, not a curated record
AUGAGCAACACAGACACCACCACCCCCGCCCGGCGAAGAGUUGAGGUGAUAUCCUCUACCAGCGGCAACAUCUCGUACACCCCGAGAGAUCCGUUCGACUGGAAGCGCCGCGACGCCGAACCCCCGAGCUUUCCGUCCCCGCGCAUCCAACCGCGCCAGCGCCGACCUCACUCCAUCCAUACCCUCUCGUACCCUCCCGGCUUUAUUCCGUCCGACUUGCGGCGCGAACACGAACUCGAACUCGCAACACGGCUGCAAGACGAGGCCCGGCAGGCAAAAAGGAGGAAGGACGAGGAGAAAGAGCAGAAGGCACGCCAGAAGAGAGCCGCAGAAGCACAACAGUGGAGGAAGUCGCUUUCGCUCGAGCGUUCCAGUUUCGCCAUCAAAGCCCUCGACAGCCUCCUCGCGACUCUGUCCCCGUCGCCCAUCGGUUCUCUCGGCUCAACGGCCCCGACCGCCCCAACCGCCCCAACCCCCGAUCCCGAGCCCACCGUCGACGACGAACCGAUAAUGCGCGCGCCCGUCAUGGUUGACGCAAUCCGGCCGCCUUUGGCGGGCCCUCACGCGAAUUCCCACCACCGGAACAGCAUUAUGUCCGUCCGGUCGGCAAAGAGCGUUGCAACAUCCUCGGUAGCCGAGAUACAGAAACCCGUCGCGUCCGGUAGUGGGGUUGCAUGCUCGAUACGGCUCGCCGAACCCAACGUCUUCCUCACCGGUUUCGACCACGACGGCCAGAACCGACCCGAGGACCGGAACGCGACGGCCCUUCUCAGGGGGACGCUCCAGUUGUCCGUGUCCAAGAACAUCAAGAUCAAGGCUAUCACACUGAAGCUCGUUGGGAAGGCCCGGACGGAAUGGCCCGAAGGCAUCCCGCCUCUAAAAGUCGACCAGUUCGAGGAGGAGACGUUACGGGCCCAGUCGUUGGUCUUCUUCCACGCCAUGCACCUGGGCAUCUGGGAGACCGAGUUCGGCAACCAGUGCACGUAUAACCUAAAAGGGAGCAGCGGUCCCAUGACGAAUCUUAGGCCUCCUCUGUCGGCCGACUCAUCAGUCACCUCGCUUUCCUCCAUAGCCAGGAGUCGCCAGAGCAUCAGCCUCUCCCCCAAGGAGCUCAAGCGCCUGUCCCUCCGGUCGGCUAACUCGCGCAGUUUUGGCAAGGACGACAACCCUGCCGCCAACCCGGUCCAGGCAAAGGGAUACAAGGUAUUCUACCCGGGGACCUACGAGUACUCGUUCGAACUCCCCAUCGACCACCACCAGCUCGAGACCACGAAGCUCCAGUACGGCUCGGUGAAAUGGGAGCUGGAGGCCAUAGUCGAGCGCGCCGGCGCCUUCAGGCCCAACCUCCGCGGCGCGAAGGAGGUGUCAGUCGUCCGCGUCCCCGACCAGCUGUCCCUGGAGAUGACGGAGCCUAUCUCCAUAUCGCGGCAAUGGGAGGACCAGAUGCACUACGACAUCGUCAUCUCGGGCAAGAGCUUCCCCAUCGGGGGCAAGAUACCGAUCGCUUUCAAGCUCACCCCUCUCGCCAAGGUGCAGAUCCACAAGCUCAAGGUGUUCCUGACCGAGAGCGUAGAAUACCGCACCAACAACCGGCGGGUGACGCGGAAGGAUCCCGGCCGCAAGAUGCUGCUCCUCGAGAAGGCGGCGGGGAAGCCGCUGGACAAACAGUACAGUCAGAGCGAGUUCCACAUUCUCGGCGGCGGAGAGCUCUCCCCGGGCGAGCGUGUGGAAGCCAGGGCGGCCGCGGCGAGACGGCGAACCCUGGAGGCUGCGAGGACGAACAGGGCACCCGAGCCGCUGCCCGAGCCGGCGGACAACCUCCUUGGAGAUCUAGAUCUGGGGCUCGAGACGUAUUGGUGUAGCACUGAGAUUGAGAUGAACGUCCAGAUACCGACCUGCGAGAUGAUGGCCAAGGACAAGGGAUUGCGGUUGAACCCGGACUGCAGCUGGAAGAACGCUAACGUUUUCCACUGGAUCAAGGUGGUCCUGCGCAUCUCCCGCGUCGAUCCCGAAGACCCCACUGGCCGCCGCCGACGCCACUUCGAGAUCAGCAUCGACAGCCCCAUCACGGUGCUCAACUGCCGCGCUACCCAGGCCAACACGUCGCUCCCGCGGUACUCGGGCCUAGACAGGCUCCCCGCCUCCCAGCAGCAACAGCCACAGACAACAUGCGGCUGCCCCGACGCCCUCGCCACCCUGACACCACCGACAAGUACCGACAGCCCGUCGAGCUCGACGGCGUCUCUGGAGAGUCGCGACAGCCCGGCCAACAGCAUCGCCCCGUCCGCCCUCCCCGCCCCGCCCCAGGCCGCCCACUUCCAGUCGCCGGCGGCCCAGAGCAGGGCCAACAUGGCGGCGGGCGUGUCGCCGCGGAACACGUGGCCGCUGGCGCAGUCCGCCGCCGCCGCCGGUUCCUCCCCCUACGGCGGCGGGCCCGCGGUCGGAUACCGCCCCAUGGAGCUGCUGCGGUACCCGUCAUACAACCCCCCCGCGUUCGACGCCGACGAGCCGCCCCCUCCCCUGCCAAUCGACCCGGCGGCGACGCCGCCGCCCAACUACGACGCCAUUGUCGGCACGCCUAGCGUCGACGGGCUGGCCGACUACUUUGCGCGGCUGGCCGACUACAACCACGACGGCGGUCGAAUGGCAGGGCAGGAGGAGGAGGUGGUGGUGGAGGGGGCCGAUUACCUCUCUGCUGCGGCGACGGUGUCUCGGGCCGAGGAGGAGGAAGCGGACGAGGAGGAUGAUUCCGACAGCGGGGACGAGCACCACCCGGCCAGGAUACACCGCGGCGGGAGGGUCAACGUGGCGAACCCGAGGACGCCCGGCGGGCGGAUGGUGCCGAGCCGGAGCUUGGAGCUGGAGAGGCCUGCCAUGGUGCUGAGCAUGGCUGGGGUUGUGCGGAAUGGGGAGUGA